Messenger RNA from Magallana angulata, 7281 nucleotides. RefSeq names its product B-cell CLL/lymphoma 9 protein-like. The transcript is spliced from 7 exons. The record is from RefSeq and is a predicted model, not a curated record. Bases 1070 to 4918 code for a protein of 1282 amino acids. Lineage: Eukaryota; Metazoa; Mollusca; Bivalvia; Ostreida; Ostreidae.
CAGGUUCUCAUGACAACUAUAAAAAGCUUCAUAAAAUUUGAAAUGCUUAAGCUAUGAGUCAAUUUACAUAUUUCUUGCUACCUGUGAUUCUCUGGUUUUGACAAAAGCCUUGCAGCUUCUGGGCCGGUACAUUUAAACAAGUGAGAAUUGACCUGCACUCACAAGGUUAGGCCAGGUCAAGGAAAUGACAUGCAGGACACUUUCUCUGUUGCAGAGAUGUGCAACAAGAUAACAUAUAUUCGCAACGUGAAGGAUUAAGUCCUGCAUUUAAACCAGCACUUCAAUGAUGGUGUUUUUAUUUGAAGGUCUAGAUUUACCUGUGAAAGAUAUUUCUUUUUAUCAGCCAGCGUUUAAGAAGGUCACCUUACAGAAGAUGAAUCAGAGAGGAGCUCUAUCUCCCCUCCCCAAAGUGAACAAAACUUCCCCCCAACACUCUACCAGCUCCGAUUUCAUUUUCACACUUGAUGAACUUUUUAAAAAAUCUGUGUGUGAAAUGUGUGUAUGUGUUGUCUUAAGAUCAUAACAAUGAAGGCUGCCAGAUUAUUAGGUCAUAAUGCAAAUUUCUGUGUCUUUCCAUAUCAUUAAUCAGUGCGAAGUUCAAUUUCUCUCUGUAGAUAUAUAAGUUAGCUUUUUAUAGUGGAUAAGGUCGGGAGGUCAUCAGGGAACUCUCAGGUAGUUUAAAUGUUCAAGCUACAAUUAAAGGAAUGUAGUCCGAUUAUAUUGUGUACCGCAUGUUAGUGAUAAAGAGAUUUCAGUUGGAAGGUCACACAUGAAUUUAUCAAACUGGAAAGGUAUCAUUUAGCCGAGUGUCUAUCACCCAGCACCAAGGGAGGCUACUCUCUCAGAUUCAGAUAUAAUGUAAUAUUGAUUGAGAGAGGAAACAUCCAACAUGGUGAAGUAAAAUUGUUACAAGAUGUCAGGUGGUAUGAAACCAAAUACAGGAUGUCGAUAUAUACAGAGGACAUUCUUCUGGGACAUAAGGAACUUGGUUUAAAACAGGAAACUGGAGAGUGAUAGGCAGCACAGCGUGGGGACAGCGGAAGGAGGGACGCCCCCGUCAGCCACAAAAAUGCUGCCAGAGUCGGCCGAUAAAAUGGGCACAGAACUCAACGGCACCGCGGUCAAGUCAGAGGUCAAGGUCGAGGUCAAAGAGGAGCCGCUGGAGGAGAAGCGGACGACGGACAACUCAACCAACAACUCCUCAGGGCCUCCAAGCAACAAACUGACCAAUGGAGAAACAGAUAACAACAACCAUACCAUUGAUAAACCAAAAGUGAAAGAAGAGAAGCUGCCACCUCAAACCCUGGCAGAAGUACUCAGUGAAGACACUGAUGACCGUCGAUCCUCGCCGGCAAAAAUGGUUCCCCCAAACAAGACGCCUCAGCCCCCAAAAACGUCCAAGUCCCCAAUCGCCGCCCCACCCCCCAACUCAUCGCAGGGGACCCCCCCAACUAGCCACAUGGGGCCAAUGCCCCACCAGGCCCCACCCACCAGUGGAGAGUCCCAGUUUAUGCAGCAGCAGAGUCAGAUCUUUGUGUUCUCUACCCAGAUGGCCAACGACGCGGCAGAGACGGUGAUGGCCGGCCAGUACAAGAACAUCCUGUCCUUCCACAUGGACCAGCCAAACACCAAGAAGUUUCUUCAGAAGCAUCAGAUGAAAAUCAACCCCUUUGGCGGAAAUCCAGGAGGCAUGCCUCCGCGUAACGUGAGACCAAACCUGGUCAAGAACCAGGCAGCCAUGGGGGGACCCUUUCCCCCCAGUUCUUCAGUCGAACAGUGGGUUCAGCAGCAAAAUGCUCAGCUGCAGGAACAGUAUAGUUUCCCCCCUGGAAUGAACUCUAGAAAUGGAAAUAAUCCAGGGAUGUCUCAGUGGCCAGGAGGCAUGAUGGGGGAUGGAUUUGAUUCCAGUGUGAUGGGGAUGGGGGGUCCUCAUAACCCAAGCUUAAGUCAACAGAAAGUGCCUAAUGAAAACUUAACUCCUGAACAACUAAAGAAGCGGAAAGAUGCCUUGCACAACUUACAAAAGAUUCAAGAAAUGUUGUUUCCUGAGCAACAUCAGCCACCGUAUGGACCUGGCCAAGGACAGGGAAUGGGGGGAGGAAUGAUGCAGGAUGGGAUGCAGGGAGGUCCAAUGAUGCAACAGAACAUGAUGUCUCCACCCCAUAAAAGAAUGAAUACACAGCAGAGCAUGCCUGGGCAUGAGAUGAUGCCUCAGCAAGGUAUGAUGGGACCUGAUGGUAUGAUGGGUUCUCCAAAUAGCAUGAUGCCAAUGUCUCAGUAUGGCCCUGGGCCAGGGCCAUCAUUCAUGGGACCCAGAGGCCCUGGUCCACAAGGGAUGCAUAAUGUAAGCCCAGCACAGCAUGAAUGGCAACGUCUGCAGCGUGAAUUUUACAUGGAGAAAUCUCGGCGUCAAGGUAUGGUUCAGCGCAUGGGUCAUCCUAACAUAGAAAUGUCAGGAAAUGGACCUCCUCCACCUUCAUACCAACACUCUAUUGCUCAAAAACGUGGCUCUGUUAGUUCUACCUCCCCAAACUGUAAUGGACCUCUUGGCUCUCCCCCAAUGGUUUCACAGGGUGUUUUUGAUUCACAUGACAUGUUCUCUCAAGGACCACGUAGGUCCUCCUUUGGAUCUCUUGAACAAGGACCUGGGAUGAUAAAUCCUGGGAUGGGUUCCGGUGGACAUUUUGAUCCUAUGAUGCCCAACAUGCCAGGAUCUGGUGCAAUGGCUCCUGGCAUGUCUGGUCCAAUGCAUCCGCGACAGCAAAAGUCAUCUCGUCGUAGCAGUUCAUCUGAACUUCAACGUGUAGGCAAUCCUGAACCUCUAGUUCCUGAGCUUGUCCCCAGUCGUCCAUCAUCAAGAACCAGCGUAGGAACUAGUGUGAGCAAGCCACCGCCUAGCUAUGCACAACAUGCACAAUCACUGAAAAGGAAACGAUCCGAAAUCGAGGAGGACCUCUACAAAAAUCUUCAACCUACACCUUCUCCUCAGCAAAUCAAUUACCUCAACCAGUUCGAAGGACAGGAACUAACAAUUACAAAACAACUCAACUCUGCAUAUCGUGACCCCAAUACACCAGAGAAUCAUGGGCCAGGGAAUCAGUUUGGAUCAAAUCCAGUUGCGCACUCACCCAUGCAUAUGAAUUCAGGAACAAACAAAGGCCCCAUGUCUAAUUCUAGCCAGACAUCGAGUGGAGGCCCUCUCAAUAGCCCAGGACCCUGCCCGAUGUCGGUAACUGGACCGAGUCCUCACUCUGGGGCCAACAUGAGACUUUCACAUUACGACCCACCACCUGUAUCAAACUCUAUAGCCAAUAGUAUGUCAUCAACUAAUGUUACAUCUAGUGCUCCCCCUACCCCAUCAAACAAAUCAUCCCUCUCCAACAUCACUUCAUCAUCUCUCGCCGACUUAGCAAAAGGAGUAGAACAUUUAUCAAAUCAAAUGCAACAAAAUAUGAUGCAGGGAGGACCUUUUCAUAGUAUUCAAAUGCAAGGACAGCAAGCAACAUCAAACACAAAUACAUCACAAUCCUCAACGAUUUCAUCUGUGUCAACUGCAGAAAUGUCCUCACAGACAAACACAACACCAAGUGUUAACAAUACAUAUGUGAAUGCCACCAUGUCCAUACAACAGUUGAAUAUCCAAAGUGUCAACGCCAGCCCUGGAGGGCAAAAUUACCCAAAUCCUCAAAUGAGUGUGCAACAAAUGAACAUGGAGCAAAUGGGAAUGUCUGUGUCAGCUUCAGGACCAGGACAUCCCAGCAUGCCUCCUUCAUCCGUGUCCAUGUCACAGGGCCAAGCCAUGAUGGGCAAUCCCAACAUGGGGCAGGGAGACAUGAACAAAAUGCAGCAGCAACAGGCCUCUGUUCAAAUGGGCAACAAAAUGAUGAUGGCCCAGAAUCAACAGAGUGGUCGUCCUGGAUCUCCCAACAUGCAUGCUGGCAAUACCAUGGGAAAUGCCAGCGUUCAAAUUCAGUCAAAGACCCCCAACACAAUACAGUAUCUUCCUGCCCAUCCACCUGCUAAUCAACCAAAUGUACCCCAAAAACCUCCUGAUCUCAACUUCAUGCAAAGGUUUGCAUCUCCAAUGAACAACUUUGAUUCAAAAGUACCCACCUCUAAAAUGCAGUAUUUUUCCAACCCCCAGGAUCAAGUUAUGAGGCCAGGGAGAAUGUCUCCAUUUUCAGGGGGACAUCAAAUGGGAGGAAUGCCUCCACAACAUAUGAUGCAGCGAGGGGGAUCUGCAGGUCCAGAGUUCUCCUCUAUGGGUCCUGGGGGACCUCCUAUGGGAGGAAUGAAUGACAUGAUGAUGAACAACAUGGGAGAUAACAUGGGAGGUCCCAUGGGGCCAACUAUGGGAAAUAUGCCGCCAGGAAUGAUGCCAGGGCCAAAUGAACAAGGAAUGAUGCAAGGAAACAUGCGCAUGUCCCCAGGGAUUAUGGGAAUGGAUCCUAUGGGCCCUAUGCCACAUCCAAAUUCACCACCAUAUGAUAUUGGACCCGAGCAAAUGAUGGGUCCUGGUCCAGGGAUGAUGGGGGGACCUAUGGGGUCAAGGAGACCAGCUCGAGGGUUCCCACCAGACAUGAUGCCCGGAGGUAGAGGUCCCUCCUCAAUGGAAAUGAUGCCUGGUGGAAGUUCUGCAGCACGAUUAUCAGCCAUGAGCAACUUUGGACCAUCCAUGCAGCCUCAUGGAGGACAGAUGCCUCCUCAUGGAGGAAUGAGAAUGCCUGGAGGGCCUGGGAUGGGCAUGGGUGGCCCACAGGCUGGAAACCCAUCCUAUACUGCCCAAUAUCAACAAUUCCAACAACAGUUGUAUUCUCAAGGACGUCCCAGACAAAUGUCGCCCAUGGAGGGCAUGAUGGGAGGGCCGGGCCCCGGUGGACAGUACAUGGGCAUGAUGCCCAAUAUGCCCGGGCCAUAGUUACCAUAUAAUGCUGUUACAUUAUGAAUUGUUGAUCAUGUGAUUUUGUUUAUUAAAAUCAUGUCUAACUUACAGUGAAUUGACGACAUUCAAGUCCUUUAAGGGUACAUGUCUUGUUUCAAAUCUGCUUGAGAAAAAGUCAUCACAAUCUAAUUCUUGUUAGUCAGGGACCAUAAAGAUUAUAUAUCAAACUAUGUCUGCUAACUGUGAAAGGGUAUGUGUAUUCCUGUUUUGUUAGAUUGCUGCAUUGAAAUGAUUUUUCUACAAAUUGUACACUGUUCAGGGCUGAUAUUCAAAGUUUACACUGCUAUUUUGCCUGAUAAUGUUGAAUAUGGCCUGACUUUGUACUUAUAGGUUGUGAUAACGGGCGUGUUUAAUUUUAUUUUCCUAAGUGCUACCAAAUCUUGAUUGUACAAUUAUUUUUUUUUUUUUUUUUUUUUUUUUACAAAUGACAGUUCUUCUGAGAUAAGAAUGACAAAAGUUUUUUACAAAAUACUCAGCAUUUGUCACUGUUCUUUUGAACCCCUUCACUUCCUUUGAUUUCACUGUAAGCAGGAUGUCCAAAUCGGUUGGGGUUUUUUUUAUUAUGUGUUAUUUUGGGAAAGAAUAAUUAGUUACUAUCCAUGAAAUGGAAAUGACACUGGGGACUUUUCAUAUGAUGAACAAUACAGGCAUGUUUUGGGAAAACUGAGCAUUUUUGUACGUUUAAGUUCAAAGGACCUGCUGCAAUAUGUAUACAUGUGAUACAGUUGCACCGAUAACAAGGGUACUUAUCAAAUAUUUACAGGGUAUAGCAUGCUGUGUAGGAAUAUAACCAUUGGAACUUUAUGUUCAACAGAGGGGAUUAUGAACUUCUAGAUAUACUUGUAGAUAAGUAGGAUCUUUUGGGGGUAAAAUUAUAUGCCCCUUGCUGACGAUUAUGCCCUCUGAAUUUUUGUAGGUACCUGGGGAGAAAUAUAGCUUUAAGAGCAUUCAUUUCUUUUUGUUUGUUUUUUUUUUACCAAAGAAUAAGCUCUCUCUAUUUUUUUUUAUACACCAAAUUGACUUAAAAAUCAGUCUGAAUUCUUUAUUAGACAAACUCUCUCCAAGGAUUUAAAAUGUCUUUCAUUUUUACAUCAAACACAAAUUUAUGUUUACAUUAAUUAGUGAUAUUACAAUAAUAUUUAAUUAUUUCUACAUUGGGUGUGUUUUCAGACAUUUUUAAACCAUAAACAUCGAAACAGGUUUUAAUACCCUGCAAAGCAUGACAUAACAUUUUGUGUGGUUGUUCAUAAUUAUAUGUAUAUUUUUUUGUCUUAAUUUUUUUUCCUGAAACUUACAAAUUUUUUUUUCUUGUAUAUUUAAUUAGAAUUUCAUUUUUGGGCUACACUUAUGAACAUUUUUAUCAAAGACUUUAUAGUUCUGAUAUAAAUAUAUAUAUAUAUAUUAUAUACAUAUGUAUUAUAUCUUUGUCUACACAUUGUAAAUAUGUCAUGUACAGUUAUUUUGUUUAUUACGACAUCAUUUCAUUUUGAUGACAAACCUCCAUCCAGACGUUUCAUUACUGUAUAUAGGUCCCCAUCAUUUACUUAAUGGUCUACAAAGAGCAUAUCAUUUGAUGUAGAAGGAUUAUAUACUUACUGUUACCUAUAUCUGUUGUCAAGGAGAAAUGACCUUGACCUUUGACUGCUCUGAAGGUCACUCGUGCAAUACAAGCACCAUAAUGUUUAGACUAUUUUUUGGUAGUUUAUUGAACAAGUGAAGUAUGUGUGAAUUUUUGACAAAACAAUGUGGCUUUAUAUUCUGACACGAGUGUUAGUUUUCUGAUUUCUCUUUCUCUGAUAUGCAGAAAGCUAGAAAAUAUUCUAAGAAAAACAGUGUUUAUCAAAUACUUUCUCAAAAUUUAUAAUCAAUCUUUUCUUUUGAAUGCAAGACAUUUUAAAAAGGUCAGGUCACUGUUAUUUAUGAAUUUUCUAUUUUCUGUGGAAUUUUUUUCUUCAUCAAAACAAAAACAAAAAUGGUUUAGAAGAGGGCUUUCACAUGAAAAGGUGGUUUUAAUAUAGGAAUGUUAAAAGUGGGGAAGUAAAUGAAAGCAUUGACCUUCUAUUUUUGAUACAUUUUAUAUAGUUAUAUAUCUGGACUGCUGAUGAUACAUAAGUCUAACAGGAUUAAAAUAGGUCACGUCAAAAUAUGUGCCAUGGAUUCUUUCACAGACGACUGUUGACUGUUAAGUGAGUCAUAUUUCCUUUCUUGUCUGUUAAUUUAUUGUGAAUUAGAAUCUGUGGAGUGAUUGUGUAUAAUUUUUCUACAAAGUGUUGAUUACAGAAGAGACUGAAUGUGGUUCUAUGUAGGCAGUUUUUCCAACAUUAAAAUGUCAUUCAUAA